Molecule: messenger RNA, 2437 nt
Organism: Oryctolagus cuniculus (rabbit)
Lineage: Eukaryota; Metazoa; Chordata; Mammalia; Lagomorpha; Leporidae
Source: RefSeq, a predicted model, not a curated record
CGUUUAUUUGAAAGGCAGAGUUAGAGAGAGAGGGGUCUUCCAGCCACUGGUUCACUUGCCAAGUGACUGCCACAGCCAGAGCUGGGCCAGGCUCGAAAGCCAGGAGCCUGGAGCUCCAUCCGGGUCCCCAGCGUGGGUAGCAGGGGGCCUGAGUACUUCCACUGCCGUCCUGGGUGCGUUAGCAGGGAGCUGGUUUGGAAGGGGAGCAGCUGGGGCUUGAACCAGCGCCCGUGUGGGAUACUGGUGUUGCAGGCGGUGCCUUAACCUGCUGCACCACAGCGCCGCCCCUUGAAUAUUUUCAGACCCAGCCGGUUGGAUGUGCAAAUGCGGAGGGCCCACUGUCCCCCUGCCCUUGUCCCCGCGGGGUGGGAAGCAGCACACCUUCCUAGAGACUAACCGACAGAGGAGCUCCCCCCGAGCGUCCACGGUGAAGCUGGCUCAAAACCCCAGCCCUCCCUCCUCACGCCCGUCUUUUCGGCACGGCCGGUCCCUGCCCUCCUAUCAGCUCAGGUGUGGUCCAAGAACAACAUUAUCUCUAUUACACCAUAAUCAGAAAGGUCAGCACGCUUUUGCACGCUCAUUGAACACCUGCCACCACGAGCUUAGCAGCAUCAAGAUGGAUGUGUGCCCACGGCAGCAACCGACAAAAAGAUAAAGACACGCAACCCCGGUGGCGGUGUGUAAGAAGGUGAUAAGCUCAGAGUAGGUGUGAGCAGCAGUGCCGGGAGGGGCCACCACUUGCAAAGGGGGUGUCAGGAAGGCUUUGCCAUGGGUGUUGGGGCAAAGACCCCAGCGAGAGGAGGGGUGAGCCAUGUGGGCGUGUGUCCAGAGGCCCUGGGGUGGAGAGGGUGGCUGCCUUGGUCCCAGCUGCUGGGGCUGGAAAAUGGAGAGCCGUCAAGGCGAAGGUGAACUGUGCAGGGUGACCUGCUGCGUGCCUUAGCUACAGCUAGGAUUAGAUAGAGACACCUCCCGGGGUCCGCUCUCCGUGCCGGGCGCGGGCUCCAGAUGUCACCACCAGGGGGCGCGCUCCGCCCCUGCCCUAUUUCCACCCUGGCUCACCAUCUUCCCCCCCAAAAUUUCCUUUCGCUUUCGGUCUUUGGCUGUCACCCAGCUUGACCCUCCCACACCCAAGCCGGGGCAAGCCUGACCCAGCCACAGGCAUGAGGGGCCCGCGGCCGAGAUGACCGUGCCGGCGCCGGCCUGGAGCCCGACCGUGCGUAUACCUGGGCCCAAGUCGCUGCUGCUGCUGCUGCUACUGCUGAGCCCCGGCCUCCGCGGGACCCCCGACUGCUCCUUCGCCCACAGCCCCAUCUCCUCCAACUUCGCUGUCACCAUCCGCAAGCUGUCUGACUACCUGCUGCAGGACUAUCCCGUCACCGUGGCCUCCAACCUGCAGGACGUGAGUCGCCAUGGGAGGGGCCUGGGCUGGAGGUGGGAACCUCAGACUCCAGACGCACCACCCUCCAGGGACCAGGAAGAGCUGUGCAGGGCACUCUGGCGCCUGGUGCUGGCCCAGCGCUGGCUGGAGCGGCUCAAGACCGUGGCUGGGCCCCAGAUGCAGGGCCUCCUGGAGGCUGUCAACACCGAGGUCUACUUCGUCACCUCGUGCGCCUUCCAGCCCCUCCCCAGCUGCUUGCGCUUCGUCCGGACCAACAUCUCCCACCUCCUGCAGGACGCGUCCGCCCAGCUGCUGGCACUGAAGCCCUGGAUCACCCGCCGCAACUUCUCCCGGUGCCUGGAGCUGCAGUGCCAGCCGGAACCCUCCACGCCCCUGCCCCUGAGGAGUCCCGGGGCCCUGGGGGCUACGGUGCUGCCGGCCCCUGCGCCGCACCUGCUGCUGGUCUUGCUGCUGCUGCCCUCGGCCCUCCUGCUGCUGGUCGCUGCCUGGUGCCUGCGCCGGCGAGGGACGCCCUGCCCCGGGGAGCGGGCCAGGACGCUGAGGAGCCGCGGGGCCGAGGACGCGCGGCCGGGACCGGAGGCGGAGCCCCUCGCGCUGCCCUCGGGACGGAGGCCGCGCCCGGCGCCCGCGGGAGGCUGCGCCUGAGCCCCGGGCCGCGGGGCGCCCGCCCACGGAGCGCGGGGCUCUAAGCCUGCAGGGAGCGCCGGGGUCCCACAGCGCGGGCCUGGCGGGCGGGCCGCCCCCUGCGGGCACCGCGUGCCGCUUGAAGGCCUGGGCAGAGGAGGACGGGCGGAGGAGCCAGGGCGCCGGCGCGUCCCCUCACAAACAGGGCGGACGGAGCCCCUCAAAAACAUGGCUGCCACACUGGGCCGCCCCACCCCGCAGAGGCGCCUCCACGCCCCACGUGACCUCCAGCCCCUCACAGCAGCGGACGACCGGAGCGACGCCCGGAUUGGACAGCCAGAAAACGACCCGCCUUCCACUGAGGCAUCUCUACGCACGCGCGUAACACUGUAGCCAAUAAAAAGACAGAAAGCA